AAUAAGAAGAGCGAGGUGUGCGGUGUUCAGUCUAACAACGGUUUGAUUGAUUUGGAUGAUUUAACCGCGAGUAACAACCAACUAAUCUCCUUGUGCGACGACGACGACGACGACGAUCUCGUACUCACGAACAAUACGCGUAACGAGCUCGAUAACGAGGACAAGAGCCUGCAAGAGUUGAUAGAGAGCGAACUGGCGCUAAGGAUUUGUUCGAGCAAGAGCGACGACGAUGUCGCCGAAGAUCUCGAAGAACAAUCAGUCGUCACUCAACCGGAGACGAUCAAGAGGAUCGUCCUGGACCGGCGACAGGAUCCAGUCGACAUUAACGCGGAGUUUAUAGCCGCCGAGAGCGAGCAUUAUUCACUGAUUGAGGAACCCCAUCAAAAUGGUCACGUGUCCCCGAAUGUCAAUGUGGACGUCGUGAAACCGGAACCGGUGUAUUUGCACGAAGAGGAGGACGAACAUGUAUUUGUCGAGCAACCGGAAGUCAACAACGCCGCGCCAACAGUCGUUCAGAAAACGUGUGACGACGAUUGGCCGACAAGUGGAGACGAACCCCUUGACGGUAUUGACAGCGAAAAGCAUCAGGCAAUCAUCAAGGAUCACGCCCUAUCUGCCGUGGAUGUCCCGGACUCUAGUAACGUCAUGAGCGAUCUCAUUGACACGUCGAUCUCCCAACCUUUGGAAUUUAUGGAACCUUGUUCCAUAAAUGAGGAGGAGGAACUUGUGCAAAAGAUGCCGGACGAGACGAAUCUUUGCACCGAUGUCAAUCAAGAAAAUGAGAUGAAUGCAGACGUCGUUCAGGACACGUGCACUGAACAAGCGUUACUUUCGAGCAGUCAACAGUCCUCCGACAACAUCAACGAAACGCUCUACCAACAAAAUCAAGAUUCAAGUAAGCAAAAGUUUCCUUGCACGAACGAAGAAUCUUCUACGAAUGAAUAUAUCGAGAAGAUUGUGGACUCCUCUGAUUAUGUCGAGGAAAGGAUUUCGACGUCGCCGAUUUCUCAGGGCAAACAGUCGCCUUCCGAAAUCAUCGAAGAGGCAGACUCAAAGCUAAGCGAGAAGCACGAGGAGGAACCUCACAUCCGGAAGCAAUUUGAAAAUUUCGACGAUGGUAUUUCUAGCCAGUCUGAGAUGUUUACGGAGACGAUUAGCACACAGGAGUUUCUCGCUAUGGAGCGCCGUGUGCUGAACGAAGAAGUCAAUGAAAAAACGGCUCAUCAGAUCGUGGCAUCGCCAGAGAUCACCAGUUCACCAGCAAUGUCGGGAUCGAUCUUCGAGAACGAAUCCAUCCCGGAGUGUCUGAAGGCCAUUGCGGAGGACGCGCAGAACCCAGUGGACGAGUCCUCGAGCGAGUUGUCGGCGUCAGAUUUGACAUUCAUCGAAAAAACCGAAGUCGUCGUGUCGGACACGAGCGUGACCAUCUUCUCGGAAACGAAGCGAAUCGUCGACGAGAAUUUGGACUCGUGGACCACGGUCGAGGAGGCCACGAAAUCAGCUGGCGUCGAGGAGAAACGCGAGACGGAGCGCAGCGGUGACGUUAACGAGGCGACGAGAGACGAUAACGAGGGGAAAGCGGACGAUUCGCUCGCGCCCCCCGUGUCCCCCCGCGCGCCCCUGGCCACACCGGACGAGACGGAGACGAGCGAUGUUUCUAACGCCUGCGAUAGUGAGAGCCGCGAGGAAACGGUGACCGCCAGUUCCACCGUGGUGACCCCCUCGAAGGUUGGAACGAAAACGAAGAAGAAGAAGAUCGAGGGCGUCGCAGGUAACGAUGCCACCUCGCCGAACCUUACGCCGCGUACAAAGAAAACCAAGAAGAGCAAGAAGAGCGAUCUCGAGAAGGAGAACAUCUCCGUGAACUGUAGCUUACGAGACGCAAGCAUGCAUACGGGUACUCGGCGGUCGCAUUCAGAGAUGAUCGAUUUCUCCGACGAGGACGAUUUAUCGAACGUCAAUGUUAAGUCACUGACACAGAAUUAUGUCUCGGAGACGAGCCGUAGCGAUCAGGAGAAGUUGUCCAGAGAACGAAUCGCGACCGGCGUGUCCAUCAAGCAAUUAUGUCGCAGCUUUGGCGACAUCUCGAACAUGAGUGACGGCGAUCAGGCGGCUUUUGGGAAAACGAGCCACACGGUGGAGAUCGAAGAGAAAGCGAGGUCGAUGGGUGACCUGAGAGUGUGCGAGCAGGGUUACUCGAAAUUCACCAAAGACGCGCCCGUCUUCGCCGGGGUGUCGGUCAAGGCCCUCAGGGCUUCCUACUGUAGUUUGGCAAGCUUAACGAGCGAGGGUAAGGACAAGGAUCAUGCAUGCGAGAAGCCGAAAUUCGAGAAAUCAAGCUUUAACAAAUUCGACGCUCUCACCAAGAAGACAGUUCUCCACGUACGUUCGGUCGAUGCAGGCAAAGUGCAACAGCAACUAAAUGCCGUGGGUCAGAGCAGCGAUGCGAAUACGAAUUGUCGCAGCUGCGGCAAGGUCGUGUUUCAAAUGGAGCAGACAAAGGCCGAGGGUCUGGUCUGGCACAAGAAUUGCUUCCGGUGCGUGCAGUGCGGCAAGCAGCUCAACGUGGACAAUUACGAGAGCCACGAGAGCACGCUGUACUGUAAGCCGCACUUCAAGGAGCUCUUCCAACCGAAACCGGUCGAGGAGUCCGAACAACCCGUGCGACCUCGAAAGCCGGAGCUGAUCAUACGGGAGAACGAGCCGAAAGAGUUGCCACCCGAUGUGGUCAGAGCUUCCGACAAACCCGACCUAGGACUCGAGGAGCUCUCAAGCUUAAAUGUCAAAUCGCGCUUCCAAGUCUUCGAGAAAGCUAGCACAGAGAACGUCAAUGAAAUCGAGAGAUCGCCGUCACAGAUCGCCGUCAAGAGAUCGCCCAGCAUCCUCAGUAAACUGGCCAAAUUCCAGGCGAAGGGCAUGGAUAUUGGCGUGGCGGACGAAUCUCUCAAUGGUAUACCCUACGAAGAAUCGAGCGAAAGUGAAGACGACGUGGAAACGGAGGAGGCCGAAGAGGUGGAAACCGAGAUCGUGAAGGCAAAACGCACCACGCGCGAACGACCGAUCAGUUUCUCAAAGAUGGGUGAUAUCAAGAAUCGUUGGGAAUCUACGAGUCAGCAGGGAAGGCGUGAAAUUCAGCGCGAGGCUAGGAAGGAAGAAAUCGCAGGAAUCCGUUCGCGAUUGUUCAUGGGUAAACAGGGUAAGAUGAAGGAAAUGUAUCAGCAGGCAGUAGCCGGAAGCGACCGCGUCACGAAGAUAAAUGCGGCGGAGGAGAUCCAGAACUCGACUGCCCACGCUCGUUCCAUCAAAGAGAGAUUUGAACGGGGAGAGCCAAUCGCGGCUUCGGACGACGAAAUCGACAGUAAACCGAAACCGGAGAAAGCCGACGAGGAGGUGAUCGCAGCAGGUAUCAGCAGGAAGUCACGAUCGCUCUUUUUGGAAUUGGAUGCUUCUGCAGCGAAAACAGGACGUCCAGUAACGCCAGUACUUCCGAAGACGCCAACCGAGAAUCCACGACGUGCACGGGAUGCGUUCAUGGGUCGUCAAGUCUCAGACGAUGUGGUACGCAGCUCAGAUGCGACUGAGGAAGUUCACGUAGAAACGUCGGAAAUUUCGAACAAGUUCAAAUUCUUCGAGUCUUACAAGGAACCGGAGAAACAGCGAAAGCAGUUUCGCAUCACGCCUCCACGCGACGGUCAAGUCAAGAUGGAUUCACCGGAUCGCGAGAUAUACCGCGAUCCCGAUGUCGUCAGAGCCGACGAUAGGGUGGACGAGGUAGUCCAUACGGACACGGCGAGAAAGAUGCUGUCUAUCUUCCGGCAAAUGGAGGAAAACGCGUGCAAGGAGGAAUUGCCGGAAGGUCCAAAACCCUUGAAGCGCUUCACACCGCCUCCCGAGGACAAAUUUGCUAAAGCGACAGCCUCGGACUCGGAGGAGGACGAGGAUGAAGAAAACGAAGAGUCCGAUGGUGAUGAGAGCAAUGAGGAGAAAGAUCCCAAUUACGUCCGUGCUUCUGACAAAGUGGAGGACGAGUUCUUGAAACAAGCACAGAAUGCGGCGCGCGCCAAGACCCUCCGUGCUAAGUUCGAGCAUUGGGAGGAGACCGACGGCAAGGUCAGCAGUCACCAUAUCGCCGAAAUCGAAAUGGCCCAGGGCACGGGCGACCAGUCCAGCAUAGAAUCUGCGAGUAGUCUGAGGGCUCGUUUCGAGUCCCUCGGCUCACAGAACAACGAGUCUCCGCGCGCAUCGAAGGUCAAAGUUAAUCGAUUUGUGUAAAAGGGGAAAAGAGAGACGGACGAAAAAUACGCCUGGAUUAAAUCGAAUGCGAAGAAAGAAAGAGAGAAGGAGGAGAAGAAUCGAUGGAGGAAGGAGAGUGCGUCGUUGGAACAACCGUGAUGGAAAAGCAGUUUUUUUAUUUCUUUAAUCUCGCGCAACGGCAAUAAUGUUCGGUUAUCGUCACCUUACUGUAACUGAUCUUUUCGUUUUCUUAGGGAUGGUUUUAACAGAUACAUUUCGUAUAGUGAAUCUUUCUAGCCCAUAGACUGUACCAUAUGUUGCGUGUUAAUAUAUACAUAUAUAUAUAUAUAUAUAUAUAUAUAUAUAUAUAUAUAUAUAUAUAUUAUUGUAGUAUGAAAGUCCGCACGACUGUUGGAUCUGUCGAGUGUUUCGUCCAAUCAGAGAUGGAAAAUUACGCCAACAGAGAGAAGAAAAAAAAAACAGCAGAUGGUUGUAAAGCAUUCGGGACGAUAAUGUGCUGAGUCACAUAAGAAAUAUAAAGACCGUGUGAGAAAUUUAAUAUAUAUAUAUAUAUAUAUUGAUUUGUACACAGAUUAUAGAGUUCCACAAAACAUCUCGUUAAUCAAUACAAUGACCAUCAUCAUUGUUCUUUUUUUUUUAUAAAGGUCUAUGAUUUCUUUAUCAAGAAACAGAGGAAAUUUGACAGUCAAAAUUAAAUUAUAUAAAUUUUAUAAUUAUUUUAUUUUAUCACAAAAAGCGAAUGUUUCUUAUGCAGAGAUGCUCGACUUAUCCUAAUAUAUAUAUAUAUAUAUAUAUAUAUAUAUAUAUAUAUAUAUAUAUAUAACAGAAAAAGAGAAAGAAAAUCUUAUUGUCUACUAAUUUACAUCAUAUAAAAAAGAUAGGCGAGAGAGAGAGGGAAAGAGAGAGAGAGAAAGCGUCCAUCUGUGUCGCAUGUAGCAACGCGACUUUUAUCGUUUUUGCAAAGAUUCUUUCUUUAGUGCCUACAUAUGUGCGACGAUGCCAAGAUUUCUGUAAAAUGCAUGAUGGAUUUGCUCCUCAACAGUGAAAUUCGUAACGAUGCGCCCUUUAACUUUCCGUAUCUUAUAUGAUAACAAAUUUUUGAAUAUAAUUAAAUAUUGAAUAUAAUUAAACAUAUGCGAUUAAUAAUUUCUAUAUUACAAUUCUUAAUUAGGACAGAGGUCAUUGAACGAUUUGAUGACUUUAUAGAGUGCCAAAUUUUAUCGAAUAUACUUGAACGAUUUUUCAAGCCACAAUUUUUAUUGGAAUGAAUUUUUUGAAAUCUUCAUGAUUUAUAUGAUUAUUACAUAUCUACAACGUAUCUUUAAUUUUUAUAUAAAUAUUUCAGUUAUAAAAAUUCAGUUAUAAAAAUUCAGUUUUUAGAGCAGUAAAUGAAUCGAUUAAUCAAAAUAGCUCAUUGAUAAAAUGUAUACUGUGGGUAUAGAUAAAAAAUUAAUGAAAUAGCAUUUUGCCUUUUUUAUCUCACAUUGACAAUUAUUAUUAUUAUUUUAGUAUGUCUUGAAUGUUAAAUGCGCGGAUAAUAUAGCAGAUUUAGAAUUUUCUUCUUGCAUCGUUACGGUCUUCACACAACUAUCGCUUUAGAUUUCUGAUUUUCAUAAGUGCCAAGUUAUUCAUCGACAAAUGAACGAAAAGAGAGACGAGUGAGCGAGAAUAAAAAAGCGCGCAAGAGAAAGGAAGUGCGUGAGACUGACGAACGAAAAGAAUGAGAGGUGAUGGCUUUUCCAAAUUGCGAGAUGAGGGCCUGAACGAGGAAUUAUCAUUUACAUACAGAGGAAGUAUAUAUAUAUAUAUAUAUAUAUAUAUAUAUAUAUAUAUAUAUUCGAGGCGAUAUUUAGGUGCUCCAGGAGCUGAUUAGCUGAUUAGAGAAACGUAGCUAUUUCGAGAUCGCUUUUACAAAUUUCUAAUCUUUUUACAGCUUAGCGCGGUAGUAAGUAGAUUUUUUAUACCCGUCUAUCCGUCAACGAUCUCACUUCGGGGACUGACAAACGGAAACGAAAAUAUCUUUCUCGCGUUUGAUAUAACGAUUGGAAUGUUCGCGAAAUACACGUUGCGCAUUUGCAUCUUACACUUGUGCAAUAUAAGAAAUUGUGAUUACGUAUUUAUUGUCUUGCAAAACGCGAAUAUCAAUCUUUUUCUUUUAGUUGUAUUAUAUCUAGAUACAUUGUAUUAUAUAUAUUUUUCAAGAGUGAAAUGCAUUUUUAUCGAUGGAAUUUAAUCACCUUUGUUUUCUAUCGUGUAUCUGUCAAGUUAUUCCUUUCUGUGUUGCUUUUGAUACUACCGUAAAAUUAUGCAAAAAGGCAGUAAGUUUGCUGUAAAUUCGACAUAUUUUUUGCACUAAUUUAGGUACGAAAAUGUCAUCGAUAUAGAAACAUGAUAUAUAUAUCUGUGUAUGAAUACAUUUUAUAUUUACGGGAAAGAGAAAGCAGGAUUGACUUCGAUCGUAAAAUAUCAAGGUACAACGCGAUCGUUUUUCGAGAAUUCGAAUCGAGUAUAAAAAGAAUUCUUUCUGAAAGCACUGUACGAGUUUUUCUAGACAUGUAAUCUAACAAUAAGUAUUAUAGAAAGAGGAGGGAAAAUUUGAAGAUGUAUAUUCUCGACAGCGUACAUUUCUCGUCUUCCUUUUUUCGUUUGUGCAAUAAUAACUUUCGAGAUAUGCGAGUCACGAAUGCGGUGGACAAGCGAUUCGACAAGAUUUAUAGCGGGAUGCGCUAAGCUGGGUUUUCAUUUGCGUAAGAGUCGCUCCAUUAAUCGAGCUAUCAAAUAGAGACAAUCUCGCGUGACGAUUCUAGCAAGUUAAUUCUCGUUAAUGGCCUUUUAAUUUGUAGCAUAACUAGCGAUAAUACUAAGUUAAUACGACUUUAUUGCGUCUGUUAACGUAUCAUUUCUAUCGAUGUAUAACGAUCCUUGUUCUGUUCACGUGUAACAUUUAUUACGAUAAUACAUAAGUGGUAAAUAAAGAAGAUGCUAAAUCUC
Molecule: messenger RNA, 7245 nt
Organism: Cataglyphis hispanica
Lineage: Eukaryota; Metazoa; Arthropoda; Insecta; Hymenoptera; Formicidae
Product: microtubule-associated protein futsch
Exons: 19
Coding region: 646-4272 (1208 amino acids)
Biological process (GO): actin filament bundle assembly
Cellular component (GO): plasma membrane; actin cytoskeleton
Molecular function (GO): actin filament binding
Source: RefSeq, a predicted model, not a curated record